This is a messenger RNA of Anthonomus grandis grandis, 521 nucleotides long. RefSeq lists its product as uncharacterized. Lineage: Eukaryota; Metazoa; Arthropoda; Insecta; Coleoptera; Curculionidae. The transcript is spliced from 2 exons. Bases 129 to 476 code for a protein of 115 amino acids. The record is from RefSeq and is a predicted model, not a curated record.
CUUCUUUAUACUUCGUGCCAUCAUCAUAAUAAUAAUAAUAAUUAUUAUUAGAAUUUAACAUAAAAAAUAGCUUGUUUAGUAUAAAAAGGUAUAUUUCAGUGCGAGUUCUUGAAGCGUCAAGUUAGAAAAUGGCUAUCAAAGUGCUUGUGGUCGUUUCAGUGUUUUUGGUGCUUUGCCACGCACAGUUUGGUCAAUACCCCCCCGCCCUAUUCAGCGGCGAAUCCCCUUUCUCUUACCCAUUCCAGCAUGCUGGAUUAAGUCAAUUUCGUCCGGGUCCAUACCAGUUGAGAUCUCCACCCCCACCACCACCGCCACACCAUUUCAACCCCUUCGAUAACGUUUAUAACGAGGAGGGUGAAAAGUUGACCUGCAGGAUGGUCUGCAGUGCUUCCGCCAACGAUACUGACGAAGUAGAAGAGCUGAAACCCGAAAAGAAGGAGAGCGCCGAGAAUAAUAUCGAGAAGAGAGAUGGAUAAUUUGUUGAUGAGGUUUUUUCAUUAAUAAAUUUACGUCGGUUUUUA